Brassica napus (rape) is the source of this 1100-nucleotide messenger RNA. RefSeq names its product probable inactive shikimate kinase like 1, chloroplastic. Bases 130 to 975 code for a protein of 281 amino acids. The transcript has 10 exons. The record is from RefSeq and is a predicted model, not a curated record. NCBI's taxonomy places the organism in Eukaryota, Viridiplantae, Streptophyta, Magnoliopsida, Brassicales, Brassicaceae. Gene Ontology annotation, cellular component: chloroplast.
UUUAUAAUUAUUUUAAUUUAAAAUCCGGAAAAAAAAUGGUAGAAGAAAAUUAUCACGUUGAGCUGAUUCGAUAGACAUACGUGGCGGAUAUCUAGAGAGAGGAGAAAAACAUAGUUUCGUCGUUCGUCAAUGGAGAUCUCUGCUGCGUCUGCUUCUCUAACUUCCUCUGGACUCGUUCCUCGUCUUCUUCCUCCCUUGUUCCAUCCUCAAGCUCGAAGUGCACCGUUGCUGUCUUCUUCUUCUUCUUCUUCUUCUGUGAAACUCAUUUCUUCUCACAGACGUAUAGCUCCGUCUCCGUGUCUCGCCGACCAGUCUGCUUCCACCGGGGUCAAUGUUGUUGAUUCGGAUCCCAUUGAUGCUGUUAAGAGGAAAGCUAUGGACAUAUCCCCUCAACUCAAAGGAGCUUCAAUAUUUCUGGUUGGGGUUACUAACCACAUUAAAACCAACUUGGGCAAGCUUUUGGCUGAGUCAUUACGAUAUUACUAUUUUGAUAGUGAUAAUUUGAUCGCAGAGGCGGCUGGUGGAAAUGCGUCCGUUCAAUCUUUAAAGGAAGCCGAUGAGAAAUCUUUUAUGGAAUCAGAGACUGAAGUGCUGAAGCAGCUAUCAUCUAUGGGUCGGCUUGUAGUUUGCGCUGGAGAUGGUGCAGUCCAGAGCUUGACAAAUCUUGCGCUUCUAAGACACGGGAUCUCCAUAUGGAUCGAUGUUCCUCUGGAAAUCGCAGCUAAAGGAGAUGCUCCCUUCAGCUCAAAACCGUCCCCUGAGUUGUUUGGCGCAUUGAAAGCGAGUUACGAAAAAUCAAGAAAGGGUUACGAUACAGCAGAUGCAGUUAUUUCCCUUGAAAGAAUAGCUACAAAGCUGGGAUGUGAAGACUUGGAAACAGUAACUUCUGAAGAGCUUGCUUUGGAGGUCCUGAAAGAAAUAGAGAAGUUGACGAGAGUGAAGAAAAUGAUGGAAGAAGCUUCUCGGCCUUUCUAGGUUCAUAUUUACUAUCCAUGCAUCGCAAAAUCUGUGAAAUUUUUUUCGGGUUUCUAUCAUGUUGUAAAUGAUGGACAUAUAUUAGGCAUUUUUUGCGUAAAAUGUUGUUAGUGUUUCGGCGUUUA